This is a messenger RNA of Ahaetulla prasina, 3732 nucleotides long. It is a transcript of the gene VSIG10, whose product is annotated as V-set and immunoglobulin domain containing 10. Gene Ontology annotation, molecular function: cell adhesion molecule binding. NCBI's taxonomy places the organism in Eukaryota, Metazoa, Chordata, Lepidosauria, Squamata, Colubridae. The coding region runs from base 66 to 1616 and encodes 516 amino acids. The transcript is spliced from 9 exons. The record is from RefSeq and is a predicted model, not a curated record. Gene Ontology annotation, biological process: cell-cell adhesion. Gene Ontology annotation, cellular component: cell-cell junction.
CCCUCCCCAGCCGUAAAUCCGCGGAGCUGAGCCGGCUGGCUUCGGUUCCCCCAAUCCGAGCUGCCAUGGCGAGCGGGGUGGCCGCCUGCUGCGUCCUCUUGGUCCUGAUCCUUUGCGGGCGCGGCGGCGCUGCAGAAACGGAAGAAGUGGCAGUUGGCGAACUGAACGGGGAGGUGUCCCUGCGAUGCUGGAACGAGUCUUCUCAAGUGUUGGUGGUCCAGUGGUUUAACGGCGAGCCGGGUACGAUACCCAUGCUCUUCUCCUCCGAUGGAACGCUGCCUUCAGACAGCCGCUUUUCCCUUGUGGGAAACAGCUCCCUACACAUUUCGGGAUUGCGCUUGGAGGACGAAGGUCACUACGUCUGCAGGGAGAUACUGGCUGAGACCAACCAUACCCACAAGGUCCAGUUACUGAUAGCCGAUGGACCAGACCGGAUGGAGGUCAGCAUAUCUCCCACCGGGAUAUUGCCAAAUGGCACGCUUUAUGCCAAAAGACACGAUGUCUUGAAUUUCACCUGCAGCAGUGACUCAAGGCCUGAUUCGGCCACUAAGUGGGAUUUUAAACCACUUGGUUCCGCGCAGGAACCGUUCACCGAUGUCAACGGCUCACGGAGUUCUUUCGUGCUAAAAAACGUCAUGCCCAACUACCAAGGGAAUUACUCCUGCCUGGCCACCAACUUGUUGAGCCAACGUCAGAAGUCCGCCACCCGUGAACUCUUGGUGUACUAUCCCCCACCUUCGUCACCGAAAUGUCGGGCCGAAACCUCCAUGGAAAACUCUCAGGUCGUUCAACUGUCAUGCAGCUGGCCGGGGGGCUACCCAUCCCCUACACUCCAGUGGAUCAACCCGGAGGAUCUCGUCAUGGAUUCCAACACGACCCACCUUGCCAACGAUACAGUGGUGUCUCUGCAAGGAUCCCGCCAGCUUUGGGGCAAGGAAUUUAUCUGUCGCGGAAGCCAUAUCGCGAAUGAGAAGGAGAUGCAGAAUUGCACCUCGCGCUUGGAGAGGCCCUCGGUCAUGUCCAACCCGAUGAGGAGCUGUUUUGUGGGGAGAUCCGUAGAGAUGACCUGUGAAUUGACAGCCGGCAACCCAGCUGCGAGGAUCACCUGGCUACGCAACCUCUCCAAGGUGGAGAUGGAGAUCCGGUCAGGGGGCAGGUUUCUCGUCAGCCAAACGGACGGGGUCUCCACCCUUGUCAUCCAGAAUUGCUCCACCAGCAGAGACCGAGGAAGCUACAUCUGCAAGGCUGAGAACCCCCUGGGCCUGAGAGAGGUCUAUGUUCACCUGAAGGUGACAGAGCCUGUAAACGUGGCUGGAAUUGUGGGGUCUGUUGUAGUCCUUUUAUUGUUGGGAGUUUUGGUCUUUGCUGGAAUCCUUCUCUAUGCAGGACCUCAGGUGUGCUUCAAAGUGAACGUGCUUCGGAAUCGAGAUGCAGGUGACAUCCUUGAACUUAUGGACUCAGAAGAAGAGGACCUGUACUUGGAGUCCACCAGCGAACCGACGUUACAUCAGAUGGAAGGGAUAGGAAACGGAUGUUCUACCAGAUCUACUGAAAGCUCGUUUCCGGAAACGUCCAUUUCCCUGGAGGAAAUGCAGCGAUCCAAACCCACCUCGUAGAGCAGACGAACUCUUCCUUUGCUUUAUGUACUAAGAACGGAAGCCGUCUUGCCACCCUUUGCAAAGGAUUCCUGCAAAGUGAUCCCCAUCUGGGUUGAUCUCUUUUUUUUUUUGCCUCUCCUCGUAUUCCUUCCCGUCCUGCUGCUGCUUGGCUGAGCUGCGCGUCCUGUGGAAUUUGAAACAACGUUGGUGACGUAAGGCGAGGAUAAGAAUGAAGUGGCUUUUUCGGAAGUGGAGGAAGCAGCAUUUCCAGGACAAUUUUCCGUGGAGAAAGAGAAGCCUUGUGACCCUGUGGAAGAGCUGGAGGAAGAGGGAGAGAUUUCCCAGCUGGUCCUGGAUUCUUCUCCCACCCCCCAAUCCCAGUUUAGAUCCUCUUUGGAUAUGACUCUUAACAGGAGUCAAAGCUUGUAGGUCAGUAAUGGCUCACCUUUUCUGGAUCCGGUGCCCAAAGCGCGCACGCACGCGAACCCCCAAAAUGCAGCAGUGAUGGGUUUCAAUUUUUUUUACUACCGGUUCUGUGGGCAUGGCUUGGCGGGCGUGGCAGGGGAAGGAUACUGUAAAAUAUCCCUUCCCACCCCACUCCAGGGGAAGGAUACUGCAAAAUCCCCAUUCCCUCCCCACUCCAGGGGAAGGAUACUGCAAAAUCGUCAUUCCCUCCCCACUCCAGGGGAAGGAUACUGCAAAAUUCCCAUUCCCUCCCCACUCCAGGGGAAGGAUACUGUAAAAUCCCCAUUCCCACCCCACUCCAGGGGAAGGAUACUGCAAAAUCCCUAUUCCCUCCCCACUCCAGGGGAAGGAUACUGCAAAAUCCCCAUUCCCUCCCCACUUCAGGGGAAGGAUACUGCAAAAUCCCCAUUCCCUCCCCACUCCAGGGGAAGGAUACUGCGAAAUCCCCAUUCCCUCCCCACUCCAGGGGAAGGAUACUGCAAAAUCUCCAUUCCCACCCCACUUCAGGGGAAGGUUACUGCAAAAUCCCCAUUUCCUCCCGAUCAGCUGGGACUCGGGAGGCAGAGAAUAGAUGGGGGCGGGGCCAGUCAGAAUUUUUACUACCGGUUCUCUGAACUACGCAAAAUUUCCUCUACCGGUUCUCCAGAACUAAAACCCACCUCUGCCGCGAGGCCCUGCUACAUGCACCAUGCCCCCCACGCAUGCCUGAUGGAGACCCGAAGACCAGCUGGCCGGCAGGAGGUGCGCACACAUGUGCCACGGAGCUGAGCUGGGGCAAUGGCUCAUGUGCACACAGAGAGAGCUCUGCGUGUCACCUUUGGCAUGCUUGCAAUAGGUUCGCCACCACGGUCUUAGGGUGUUGUGUCUGCGCCCCCUGGGCCGGCCCUGCUGCCAGAAAGUGACUCGGAGCCGGGCCUGCUGCCAGAAAGUGACUUGGACAGUGAGGGGGAAGGGCCAUCAGGACUUACCACGGGAGCACCGGCUUCCCUGGCUCAGCUCCAGGAGCCAGAGGCAGGCCAGGUGGAGGAGAUAACGAGGUCUCCUUCCCCUGACUCUUUCCCCCCCCCAGGCCACGCCUGCAGACCCAGCUGACAGCAAUCAGGCCUGGAUGGACCCUAGGUUUUGUAGGCAGGAGAGGAGGGAACAACAGAAGCAGGGGUGGGGCAGGCCUAGGAAGUGCUGAGUCAUGGAGCCACACCCCACAGGAUAUAAAAGGCAUCCAGAGCUGCUGUGUCUCUUUGUAACAGGCAAAUCCACUGAUUGACUAGAGCUGAAGUUUGUGACUCACCAGCGUCGUGGAAGAUAACGAGGGCUCUUGGCAGACGCUGGCUCUUUUGUCACCAGAGCUGAUAGUGCCAGCUAAAUAAGCCAUCAUUCGGACGGAGGUGGAGGAGGACAGAACAUAGGGUCUGUUUCAGGAAAGGAAAUGUCACAGCAGCCCGUUUUUGGGGUGGGUGGGGGAAAUAACUAAACAGGGAAGCAUCACCGUCUCGCCUAGGUGUGGAUGCCUUGAAGCACCUAAAAACCUUGUGUGUCCUCUAAGGCAGUGGUCACCAACUGGUGGUUCGAGGACCACUGGUUGUCCGUGAGAAAAUUUUGGUGGUCUGCAGAAAAAUUAUUUGCAUGUUUUAUAUUGCACUAAAUACUAUUUAUCUUUUUUAAAAAUUCA